This is a messenger RNA of Hemicordylus capensis (graceful crag lizard), 4642 nucleotides long. RefSeq names its product DENN domain containing 2B (gene DENND2B). Gene Ontology annotation, biological process: positive regulation of ERK1 and ERK2 cascade. Lineage: Eukaryota; Metazoa; Chordata; Lepidosauria; Squamata; Cordylidae. The record is from RefSeq and is a predicted model, not a curated record. The transcript is spliced from 22 exons. Bases 541 to 3912 code for a protein of 1123 amino acids.
GGCCCGCACUGGGUAACAGUGGCUGCCGUCAGAAUGCCAGCCGGGCUGCCGCAGAAGCCACCAGGGAGCAGGUUUCUUUGUUGGCCGCGGAGUGACUGAUUCCCAUUAGUCUCCCGCACUGGCCCUUGCCGUCUCCACUUCCUGUCUUUGCAUAUUUCUCUGUCUCCCCUCCCCCUCUUUCCAGCUUUUUUUUUUUUUUAAGAGGGGGGAAAAGAGCUGCAUCUGGCUAAGCUAAGAGAUCAGAAGAACUGAAGGCGUCCAGUGAGCUCCCACAGCUGGAAUCUACAGCUGCUUUCUUCCAGCGCAGGGCGGCAGCCUAGCAGGAGAUGUCACUAGCAAAGUGCCCAGAGGUUUCCCAACUGCACACUGUUUUUUUCUGAUGGGAGUACAAAUAGUUCUUAAGCUUGAAUGAAGAGUUCCGACUGAAGAAUGAAAGAAUACAGGAUGCCCUGCUUGACGACAAUGAAUAUGGUCAGGAAUUAGGCAAUUCAGAAACUACUUGGUUUAACAAGGAGGUUUUCAGAUUUAGAGAGAGCAGAAAUGACCAUGACUGCCAACAAGAAUGCCAAUGUCACCAGGAGAGCUGGAGGAAGUAAAGUGGCUCGGGAUACUCUGGAUCGAUGCCAAUCAGUCUCUCCACCACCUCUUCUGUAUCAGCCAAGAAGCCCGACAUAUCCCCUCAGUGACAGUGAGGAUUCCUGCCGCUCCAGCAGUUUCACCAAAGUUUCCAAUUCCAGAGUCCUCCUCAAGGAUCGGACUAACUGGGGAAUUACCUUGAGAAGCACUUCCACUUCCCCCUCAGACACUGAAUCUCCAAACCACCCCCUCAAAGCUGUCAGCAUUGGAUGCUUGGACAAAAGGCUCUCCAUUUUCCAGACUGAAGACCAAAAGGAGGCUCCCAAGGAAGCUGAAGAUGGGGAGGCAGUAGACAAUCGUCAGCUUACACGGAGCACUCUCUCCUUGGGAACUGCAACUAACCUGAGGAACCUUUCCCUCAGCAGAGUCAGUGUCCACUCCCAAGCACUAGAUAUCAGGCAAAAGAUAUCGGAAUGGGAGUGCCGCAAAGAACCUUCCCCUAGAAUGAGCGUAUGCUUGGACAAGAGGGAUGUUGGGGAUAGAUCAGGCAGUGAGGGCUGCCCUAGUAUGCUGCCUUCUCCCUGCAGUGAAAAGACCUUUGAAUACAAAGGGUUCCGAAGGAUGAGCCGAACGAUUUCUGAAUGCUCCUACCCAGAAACAGAGGAGGAGGAGUUCCUGGACAGAGAUUCCUGCCACAGGUUUGAAAAGAGGCCAAGCAGAAGUGAAUCUUCAAAUGCUUUCCUCAAAGGACAUGCCAGAAAAGAGAGUUCUGCUGUGCUAAACAGAAUUCAGAAAAUUGAACAGGCAUUAAAAGAACAGCCUGGCAGGGGUCUUCCUCAGUUGCCAAGUAGCUGCUAUAGUGUUGACAGAGGAAGAAAAAAGUCUGUGACUUUGGGUAUUCCCGAGGGCUUAACUGAGAAUGCAACUGAUAGCAAAGCAGGGAAUGUUACUUGUGGGAGUAAUCCAGAGACUCCAGCUGAGACUGAGAAAACUGGUAAAACACAACAAGGACUUAAUGCUACUAUUAGUUCUGUUAGUCCUAAGCUGCUUCCUGAGAGCCUGGUUAACACAGCGGUAAACCCUGUGCCCAAGCCCAAACGCACCUUUGAGUACGAAGCUGACAAGAAUCAUAAAAGUAAACCAAGCAAUGGUCUACCUCCUUCACCUAUGACUGCUGUUCCUCCCCCUCUCCCAUCAACCCCUGCGCCUCCUGUCACCAGGAGACAGAAAAAAGAGUCACGCUUUCACAGAAAAUCCCAAAAUAGAAAAUCCUUUGAGUUUGAAGAUGCUUCAAGCCUCCAGUCCUUGUACCCUACCUCCCCAAGUGAGAAUGGUACUGAAAGCCAGCACAAGUCUGGAUCUAAAAGCACUUUAGAAGAGAAUGCCUAUGAAGACAUUGUAGGAGAUUCACCCAAGGAAAAUCCGUAUGAGGAUGUGGAACUGAAAGCCCGUCAUGCAGGCCGAAAAUCCCAGCAGUUCUCUGAGAGUUCCCUAGAAUCUUUGCACAGGAUGUGGAAUCCGCAGGACAGGAAGUACACGACACCUCCGCAGCUACCUUCAAAGCCCAGCAGCCAGUCCUUAAGAAUUGGAAACUGGUCAGAAAGGAAAAGCCAUCGCCUGCCACGAUUACCCAAGAGGCACAGUCAUGAUGACAUGCUGCUGCUGGCUCAGCUGGGCAUCCCCUCCUCUCCAUCCAGCCUGAAUGAGGACAGUCUGAGUACUACAAGUGAACUUCUGUCUACACGCAGGGCCAGGAGAGUUCCAAAGCUUGUACAAAGGAUCAAUUCUAUCUAUAGUGCAAAAAGAGGGAAAAAAAGAUUAAAGAAGCUUUCAAUGUCCAAUAUUGAAACAGCAUCACUAAGAGAUGAGAACAGUGAGAGUGAAAGCGAUUCAGACGACAGGUUUAAAGCUCACACCCAGCGCCUUGUCCACAUCCAGUCAAUGCUGAAGAGGGCCCCUAGUUACCGGACCUUGGAACUGGAACUGAUUGAGUGGCAAGAACGUGAAUUGUUUGAGUAUUUUGUGGUAGUUUCCCUUAGGAAGAAGCCCUCUAAAAAUACCUAUCUCCCUGAAGUCACAUAUCAGUUUCCAAAGCUAGAAAGACCAACGAAGCAAGUCCGUGAAGCAGAAGAACGGCUCAAGGCUAUCCCCCAGUUUUGCUUUCCAGAUGCCAAAGACUGGAACCCAGUGUCAGAAUACAACAGCGAGACGUUCUCUUUCAUGCUGACUGGUGAAGAUGGUAGCAGAAGGUUUGGUUACUGCAGAAGAUUACUACCAAGUGGAAAAGGACCACGCCUACCCGAAGUCUAUUGUGUCAUCAGCCGCCUGGGUUGCUUUGACUUAUUUUCCAAGAUACUGGAUGAAGUUGAAAGGAGGAGGGGAAUAUCUGCUGCCCUGGUUUAUCCAUUUAUGAGAAGCCUGAUGGAGUCUCCUUUUCCUGCACCUGGAAAGACAAUUAAAGUCAAGACAUUCCUGCCUGGAGCUGGAAAUGAGGUGAUAGAGCUUCGACGACCAAUGGACUCUCGUCUGGAGCACGUGGACUUUGAAUGUCUUUUUAAGUGCCUGAGUAUACGACAGAUCAUCAGAAUCUUUGCUUCCCUCCUAUUGGAACGCCGGGUGAUCUUCAUAGCAGAUAAACUCAGCACCCUCUCCAGUUGCUCUCAUGCUGUGGUAGCUCUGCUGUAUCCAUUCUCCUGGCAACACACAUUCAUUCCUGUCCUCCCCUCUUCCAUGAUUGACAUUGUCUGCUGCCCUACUCCGUUUCUGGUGGGCUUGCUGUCCAGCUCACUGCCCAAAUUAAAGGAGCUUCCUGUAGAAGAGGCUUUGAUGGUGAACCUAGGAUCUGAUCGUUUCAUCAGACAGAUGGAUGAUGAAGACACUCUCUUGCCUAGGAAAUUGCAAGCAGCUCUGGAGCAGGCUCUAGAGAGGAAGAAUGAUUUAAUAAACCAGGAUUCAGACAGUGAAUCAGAUGAAGAGUGUAAUACCCUGAGUGGAUUAGUAUCAGAAGUUUUCAUUCGUUUCUUUGUGGAAACCAUUGGCCACUAUUCCCUUUUCCUAACACAAAAUGAGAAGGCUGAGCGAGUCUUCCAAAGGGAAGCCUUCCGCAAAUCUGUAGCUUCGAAGAGCAUCCGGCGUUUCCUCGAGGUCUUUAUGGAAUCUCAAAUGUUUGCUGGGUUUAUCCAAGACAGAGAACUUAGAAAAUGCAGGGCAAAAGGUCUCUUUGAACAGAGGGUUGAACAGUAUUUGGAAGAGCUUCCAGACACUGAACAAAGCGGAGUAAAUAAGUUUCUGCGAGGUCUUGGAAAUAAAAUGAAGUUCCUGCACAAGAAGAAUUGAUUCCUUUCUACUGAAACACGGAUCCAAAGAAUAUUUAUGACACUGGGCACAGACCACCAACUGCAGUUUUCCCCCCCAAUUCUCAUACUGGAGGGGACAAAAUUAGCUGGUCACAAGGUUCAAGUGACUGCAAAUGCUGUUUGUGUACCAGGAAAAAAAAAUGUUUGUAAAUAAUGUGCUGUAAGCAUCCUUAACAAGUUUUUUUGUUUGUCAUGAGCACAGACAACUGUGGUAAUAUUUGUAUAUUCCUGAAAAUAACAGGUGCUUCUUUCUUUUAGUACGGACUGAGUUACGCUUGGUGCAAACUGAAUAGCUAAUUAUGUGCAGCUGACUGUCUCAGCAGAACCACUGACUUCAAUGGAUGUUUGUGAGAGUUAUGUGGUGUAUUGCGGAAGUGAAUGAACUCCAGUGUGGGAAUUGGGGGUGGGCGGGGGGGGGACUAUAUGAAAGAGGAAUGAUUUUUAUAUGACAGAGUUUAUAUUUUUCUCUAGUUUUUCUUCUAAUUCAUUUUUUCAAGGGAAAUAACAUUACUCUGUAAUAAGGUACUUGAUUCACAAUCAUAGAUUAUCUGCUUUCCUUUAAAUGAUGGUCAGUAAAUCGCAAUACAUUCUGCACUACGAUUGCUAAACAUGGAGAAAUCGCCGGCCUUUUGAUAAACAGGCUACAAUCUGGUACAGUCCAUCCUUCCUAAUGUAUGUAUGAUUUCUAAUAAAGUGUGUAAAUACUUGUG